Messenger RNA from Nanorana parkeri, 2599 nucleotides. It is a transcript of the gene DTX1, whose product is annotated as deltex E3 ubiquitin ligase 1. The record is from RefSeq and is a predicted model, not a curated record. Gene Ontology annotation, biological process: Notch signaling pathway; protein ubiquitination. Gene Ontology annotation, molecular function: zinc ion binding; ubiquitin protein ligase activity. Gene Ontology annotation, cellular component: nucleoplasm. NCBI's taxonomy places the organism in Eukaryota, Metazoa, Chordata, Amphibia, Anura, Dicroglossidae. Bases 76 to 1938 code for a protein of 620 amino acids. The transcript is spliced from 10 exons.
UAAAACCUUUCCGCCGAAUGCUUUGCAAUACACUUACUCAUCUUGUCUGACACCACAGCUGAAGACUUGCUUGCCAUGUCACGCUCCAAUGUCUUGAUGCCAGUUACUGGUCAGAAUUUUGGAGGUCAAGGGGCACCUCCAAGAGUUGUGGUUUGGGAGUGGCUGAAUGAGCAUGGACGCUGGAGGCCUUAUACUGCAACGGUAUGCCAUCAUAUUGAGAAUGCUUUGCGAGAAGAUGGCCGUGGACGAGUGGCAUUAGGACAGGUGGACUCACAGCUAACCCCGUACGUUAUUGACUUGCAGACCAUGCAUCAGUACCGCCAGGACACAGGUACUGUUCGCCCAGUAAGGCGCAGUUUCUUUGAGCCAUCAUCUGCCCCUGGCAAGGGGAUAGUAUGGGAAUGGGAGAAUGAUGCAGGAUCCUGGACUCCUUAUGAUACAGAAAUCUGCAUUGCCAUCCAGAAUGCUUAUGAGAAACACCACCCUUGGCUGGAUCUCACCACUCUUGGCUUCUGUUAUUUAGUGCAUUUCCAAAGCAUGUGUCAAGUCAACCGUCAGACUCAUCGGAAGCGGCGGCUUAGAAGGCGCAUGGAUUUGGCAUAUCCCCUUACUAUGGGAUCUAUACCCAAGUCUCAGUCAUGGCCAGUUGGAUCUGGCUCUGGGUUACCCUGCUCCUGUCCGCAGUGUCUCUUAGUAAACAGUACUAGAGCUGCCUCCAAUGCUAUCCUAGCCUCCCAGAAGAUUAAGGUUACCUCUGGACCCCCACCCAACUUGCCACCUCCACCACCCCCUCCCAUACACCCCCCUGGGAUAAGGCAAAGCAAUACAUACAGUGGUGGAGGUGCCGGAUGGGGCAGAACAGGGGAAGGUGGCCGUCCUGCAGGAGGAAUCCGAAAUAGCUCAGGAUUUUCCCGAAGUCAGAGUGUACCAGGGUCAGCCCCAUACCCAGGACAAAACAACCUGAACAGACCGGGAGUCCAGAGAACAAGUGGGACAAGUAGCAGAGCUUCAAUUCCUCCAGGGGUACCAGCUCUGCCCGUGAAGAAUCUCAAUGGGACAGGCCCUGUGCAUCCAGCUCUGGCAGGAAUGACUGGAAUUCUGAUGUGCGCAGCUGGAUUGCCUGUUUGCUUAACCAGAGCCCCUAAACCUAUCUUGCACCCCCCUCCUGUCAGCAAAGAGGAUAUCAAACCUGUCAGUGGUAUCAGUGGCAUCUGCAGAAAAACUAAGAAGAAGCAUCUCAAAAAGAGUAAGAAUCCAGAGGAGGUAGUGCGAAGAUACAUACAGAAAGUGAAGUCUCCACCAGAUGAGGACUGUACCAUCUGCAUGGAGCGUCUGGUCACUGCAUCUGGGUAUGAGGGUGUCUUGACUCACAAAGGGAUUCGCUCAGACCUGGUUGGAAAAUUGGGGAAGUGUACCCAUAUGUACCAUGUUCUGUGCCUGGUGGCCAUGUAUAAUAAUGGUAACAAGGAUGGCAGCUUGCAGUGUCCCACCUGUAAAGCAAUCUAUGGAGAGAAGACUGGCACACAGCCUCCCGGGAAGAUGGAGUUUCAUGUCAUUCCUCACUCCCUCCCGGGGUACCCGGAGUGUAAGACUAUUCGCAUAGUGUAUGAUAUCCCCAGCGGGAUGCAGGGACCUGAGCAUCCCAACCCAGGACGGAAGUUUACGGCUAGAGGAUUUCCACGUCACUGUUACUUGCCAGAUAAUGAUAAAGGGAGGAAGGUAUUGCGCCUGCUUGUAGCGGCAUGGGAUCGGCGCCUGAUAUUUUCCAUCGGUACCUCCAGCACAACAGGAGAAUCAAACACAGUGGUAUGGAAUGAGAUUCAUCAUAAGACUGAGUUUGGAUCAAACCUUACAGGUCAUGGAUAUCCAGAUCUCAACUACUUGGACAAUGUGCUAGCUGAACUUACUUUGCAAGGGGUCACUGAAGAUCGGCUUUAGUAAUCAGUAUGCUGGACCCUUUCAUACACAUAGGCCCGGCAGCUGUCUCAGAGCCUCAUCAGCUUUGCCCUGCUCAAUAUUGCCCCUUCUUUUUCAGGGGAUUUCAUCCUACCACAAGUGGUGACGCCACCAUACUGCCUUGAUCAUUUAAAGGGCAAAUAUGUGAUUUUUUGCAGAGCAUUGAAGAUGUAUAACAUCACUCGUAUUUCAGUGAUGCAUGGAAGCACUCUUCACAGCAUCUCAGGCCUCAUGGGCAGUGCAAAUAGCAGAGAAUUACUCUGAAGCAUGAAUUUAGUGGGACAAAGGCAAUUUGAAUGCAGCAAGUUGCUUUAAUUUAAUGAACACAGAAGAAGCAAAGCAAAUUCACCAAGUUGUGCAGAACUUUGGGUGUUUGACUAAUAUGCCACAUAAACCAUUUGUGUCUGGAUUAAGGCUCGUGGUUGGCAUUUAGUCCUGGUCAAUGGCAGAGUAUAAGGUCUUGACCCCCUAACACACCCACAAACCAAUGUGAGUGUUUAGCAUCCUUCUUACUAAUACUUCAAAGCCAAAACCCAGAGCAGCCUCCUGUCUCUCAUCUCUUGCGUGACCAAAGUACAUGUUGUAUCUGUGUGUGCUACAUCAACCAGUGAUAUAUAUAUAUAUAGAUAUAUUCACCACAAGG